This is a messenger RNA of Culex pipiens pallens (northern house mosquito), 1127 nucleotides long. Its product is annotated as acylphosphatase-2. The record is from RefSeq and is a predicted model, not a curated record. Bases 315 to 626 code for a protein of 103 amino acids. NCBI's taxonomy places the organism in Eukaryota, Metazoa, Arthropoda, Insecta, Diptera, Culicidae. Gene Ontology annotation, molecular function: acylphosphatase activity. The transcript has 3 exons.
UAAGCCAGUCUCACUUUGGCAGCCUCGUUAGUCGAUCGACGGAACGGAAACAGAUCAGUUCUCGGCGGCAGAGCUCUUAUCAGCAAAGACAAAAGAAAAAAAAGCCAACCCCUUAUUUCUAGAGCAUUCUUCUCGGAGUGUGUCGCGGGUGACCUAAGUGAAAGUGCAAGCUCUCGGCCAAGGAUAUUUUUAGCAGUUUGAAGAAGCCCUCGGACUGCACACGCCAGCGGCGUCAGUGAACCGUUUCUAGAACUUUCGGUGCUUUGCCUGUUUGCCACUAGCGGAAACUUGUCCUUCACUUUAGUUGAGCCAAAAUGGGUGUCCAGGACGUUCAGGAUCACGUGCUAGUUCAGUGCGACUUCGAGAUCUUCGGCCAGGUGCAAGGAUGUGGAUUCACAAAACACUGCAGAGACAACUGCUUAGCCCUUGGCAUCAAAGGAUGGGUCAAAAACUCCAAACAGGGCACCAUCAUGGGCAAAAUGCAGGGCGCCAAGGGUGAUGUCGGCAAAAUGGUUGAUUGGCUGUCGAAAACCGGUUCUCCUGGCUGCAAGAUCGACAAGUCGGAAUUCACAAACUGGGGCACGCUUUCGCGGUUCGCAUUCACAGACUUUGCGAUUAGAUUCUAAGGCACCCCCUUCCUUCGUGCUCCUCCUCCUUCUCAUCAAAUACUGCGCUUAAUUUUAAUCAAAACUGUGGCUAAUAUUAGACAAAAUAUGUGCUCUAAAACCAUGAUAUUGCUAAUUAUUUUAGCAGCCUAUUCGUGACAAUAUAAUACUGCUUGUUUUUGAGAGGAAAGGGGCGCAAAUCCCAUUGAAAAAAAGCUGUAUUUUGUAUGUAUAUUUGUUACAACUGGAUUAGAUUCUUUAUUUUACACGCUCAGAAGGCUUCUAGGAGAGGACAACAAAUCACGAACAAGCUUAUUCUAUACCGGUAUCGAAACAAACAGUGAAAGGUGAGGUGAUGGCUUCAGAUGGCCAUUCUUCAGCAGUUUUUUGUUUAGUUUCUCUUGAAAUCCGAAUAAAUUUUAUUUAGAGACAGCGCUGUCUAGCUUUUAAGUUGAACUUAUUUAAUUUACGAUAGAAGAAGAGAUAAAUUAUUAAUGAAAUAAACAGAUUUAUUACCACUUA